This is a messenger RNA of Mesocricetus auratus (golden hamster), 2197 nucleotides long. Its product is annotated as male-specific lethal 3 homolog. The record is from RefSeq and is a predicted model, not a curated record. The transcript has 2 exons. Gene Ontology annotation, biological process: regulation of DNA-templated transcription; chromatin organization. Gene Ontology annotation, cellular component: NuA4 histone acetyltransferase complex; nucleus; MSL complex. NCBI's taxonomy places the organism in Eukaryota, Metazoa, Chordata, Mammalia, Rodentia, Cricetidae. The coding region runs from base 509 to 1624 and encodes 371 amino acids.
AAUCCGGUGAAAACUGAAACUAAGAUUUGCAAGGUCCCCACCCCACCUCCAAGGUCGCAAAAGCAGUCUGGUGAGAAGGGACUCCGAUUGGCCAGGAGUGCUAUGGGGAGCCGCUGAGGUGCAGAUUUCCAGAAUCCUCCUACAAAUUGAGACAUAUAGAGAGGUUGGUCUUUAAGAUAAACCAACUGAAUUUCAAUUCCACCCAGAAAGUGCCUUCGCUUCCUGCUUGACCCCCGCCCGCCCGGACGCAAGUGCCGCGCCGCUCUAAGAACGUCAUGUUGUUGCUGGGGAAAGACAAAACUGGCAGAAAGUUCCAGACUAUCUGAUCGUGUGCAUGGCUGAGACAGGAGGUGGCAGUCUAAAAGCCCCGACUUGGUGGUACAGAUGAAGUCUCAGGUUACAGUGUGAAGCAGCCAGAAAAGCCGCAGCCCGCCCGAGGAGCCCAGGCAGAAGGGGAAAGCGCCGCGGGUUGCCUGUCGGUGGGGACUGUCCCGGAAACGUGAGAAGGAUGAGCACGCUCGGCGGUGGUCCUAAGGACGAUGGUGAGGAGAAGGAUGAGGAAGUGGGUGAGCACGCUGAUACCGAGCAAAAGCCUAAAGGCAAAAAAGAAUCGGAGCAGCACGCGAAAAGGGAACCGGACGAAAGGGCCGUCCGCAUCCCCAUCCCGGAAGUGCUCCAGCAGCGGCUGGCGGACGACUGUUACUACAUCAACCGCAGGCGGCGGUUGGUGAGGCUGCCGUGCCAGACCAACGUGGGGGCCAUCCUGGAGUGCUACGUGCGCCACUUCUGGGCGAGCGCGCUGGUCUCGGGGGAUCGCCGGCCGCAGCCCCAGCGAGCGGCGCCCGAGAGGAGCGUGGGCCUCUGCAGGGAGAUGGCGGACGGGCUGCGCAUCACCUUCGACCACGCGCUCCCCUUGGUGCUGCUCUACCCGCAGGAACAGGCACAGUAUGAAAUGGUGACCUCCUCCACCUUUUUCUUUCCGACGGAGGAAAAAGCCACCGAUACGGGCAGGAGCCAGGAGGCGCCCUGGCCGGGCCCAUCCACCCCGCCGCCCUCCGAGAGCCAGCCCGUGGCGGGGCCCGCCGCCCCCAAGAGGCGCAAAGCGGAGGCGGAAACCCCGCGGGCUCCCAGGCGGUCCAUGCGACACACCGCCCACGGCCACUGGCAGCCUGAGGACCGGGCCUCGCCUCAGGCCAAGCGCAGUGUGCCCAAGCUGUUCCCGCACUUGCAAAAGACACCUGUGCACGGCACCUCCCCCUCCCCCAUUUCUCUGACCCCAGGGAAGGAAGGGAGUGCUAUGUUUGCAGGUUUUGAAGGGUCCACUGAGGAAAUGAAUGAGGUCCUCUCCUGGAAGCUUGUGCCUGACAAUUACCCGCCGGGACACCAGCCACCUCCCCCCUCAUACAUUUAUGGCGCACAACAUUUACUGCGAUUGUUUGUAAAACUUCCUGAGAUUCUUGGGAAGAUGUCCUUUUCUGAGAAGAACCUGAAAGCGUUACUGAAGCACUUGGAUCUCUUUCUGAGGUUUUUGGCAGAAUACCAGGCUGACUUCUUCCUGGAGUCGGCUUAUGUGUCAGCCUGUGAGGCCCACUAUAGCAGCAAGAACCCCAGGACAAUCUGUUAAGUUUUGAUAGCUCUGUAAGCACAGCUGCCCCACCUGGCUAGGUGUUUUCCUUUCUAGGUGGGCCCAUCCUGGGGGAGGAGGGGCUCAAGAGAGAGGGUUAGGCUUGGGUAUUUGAGUUGUUCACAUACUGUUGUAGAGGUUUUUUUGUUAAGAAUUACUUCCUGAGCUAUGUGGUUGUCAUGCCUGUAGAGACAUAAAGUUGCCUAAUUAGUUAAUUUAAAACAAUACAUGCUAUUGCACAGGCUAUUGUGUUCAGAGGGGACAUUCAUGAAAGUACAUACUUUAGGCUGUUCUGAUAGAUAUCACAGUAGGUUGUUGACAAGAACCACAUUGUUUAGAUAUUAGCCCUAAAAUGUGUUUGAAGACUCUUCUAAUGUGAUGAGACUAGAGAACUCUGUUCAGCACAUGUGAGUUCAUAUUUGGACAUACGAUCAUCUCAAAAUAGUUUGGGGAAAAAUCAACACUGACAGCAAAGGAGAACUUGCAACAACAGAAUUUGUAACUGUUCCCUUUCUGUGAAACAUUAUUCUUGGUGAUCUAAAUAAAGCAAUUUUUGUCUUGUUUGAAAAAAAA